Durio zibethinus is the source of this 1949-nucleotide messenger RNA. Its product is annotated as alpha/beta-Hydrolases superfamily protein. NCBI's taxonomy places the organism in Eukaryota, Viridiplantae, Streptophyta, Magnoliopsida, Malvales, Malvaceae. The record is from RefSeq and is a predicted model, not a curated record. Gene Ontology annotation, biological process: lipid metabolic process.
CAUUUCUUUUCUAAGAUAUACAGUAAAAGCAAGAGGGAGACAGUUCAAUAGUAUUUAACUAUACUAUUAUCCCCAUAUGACUCAAACCAGAAACGUGACGACGUGGACACAGUCUCCACCUCUUAUUGCUUGUGGCGAUGUUUAGGCCAUGACAUAAUUAUUACUCCAAAAAAUUCUGCCCAUCCUAACACUGCCCAGGUCGAUUGCAAGUUUGCAACUAGAUAACGGAUAAGGAAACAAACCAGAAAAGGGGAAAUGAAUGGACUAAGCAUCAAGUUAGCUAUAGUUCCAAUUGUCACGAUGCUGUGCAUAUGUAAAGCAAUCACCAACCUUCACCCUGUGAUCCUGGUACCAGGGAGCGGCGGUAACCAACUCGAAGCGCGGCUAACAACUGGUUACAAGCCCUUGAACCUCUUAUGUGACCGGUGGUACCCACUUUGCAAGGAUAAAGAAGGAUGGUUCAGACUAUGGUUCGACCCCAGUGUGCUACUGGGUCCAUUCACCAUGUGCUUUGCUCAACGUAUGAUGCUUUAUUAUGACCCCGAUUUAGAUGAUUACCGCAAUGCUCCAGGGGUUGAAACCAGGGUGCCUGAAUUUGGCUCUACUGAGCCCCUUCUUUACCUGGACCCUAAUCUCAAGCACUUCACAGCAUACAUGGCACCGUUGGUAGAGUCCCUGGAAGAGAUUGGUUAUGUUAGUGGUGAAAACUUGUUUGGAGCUCCAUAUGACUUUCGAUACGGGUUAGCAGCUGAAGGCCACCCAUCCCAUGUGGGCUCCAAGUUCUUGCAAGACCUAAAAGAUUUGAUAGAAAAAGCGAGUGCUUCCAAUGGAGAGAAGCCAGUGAUUCUCCUAUCCCACAGCUUAGGAGGCCUGUACGUACUCCAACUUCUCAACCGAAAUUCACCCUCUUGGCUUCGAAGAUUUAUCAAACACUUUGUCGCACUUUCAGCUCCUUGGGGUGGCACAGUUCAAGAAAUGCUCACUUUUGCUUCUGGGAGUUCUUUUGGAGUGCCUCUGGUUAAUCCAUUGCUUGUGAGGGGAGAACAAAGGAGCUCCGAAAGUAACCUCUGGCUCAUGCCUUCUCCUAAGCUAUUUGAUCCUGGAAAAGUUCUUGUUAUUACUCCAAACGAGGCUUAUUCAGCUCAUGACAUCCCACAAUUUUUGAAUGACAUUGGAUUUCCAGAAGGGGUGAUUCCUUAUAAAUCAAGAAUCCUCCCCUUGACUGAAGCAUUAACCGCUCCUAAUGUUUCUGUUACAUGCAUAAUUGGGACAGGUGUGAAGACUCCGGAGACUUUGUUCUACGGGAAAGCAGGGUUUGAUGAGGAGCCAGAGGUAGUUUAUGGGGAUGGAGACGGGACAGUGAACUUGGUGAGCCUGUUAGCACUCGAGUCAAUAUGCGGUGCUGACAACAAAAGCCAACCACUUAAGGUAAUAAGAAUCAGUGGGAUUUCUCACACUUCGAUACUUGAAGAUAAUGUUGCACUUGGUGAGAUAGUAGGGGAAAUUUCUUCAAUCAAUUCCCAUGCCGAGGUCCAAUUUGCAUAGACCACAAACAAUCAAACAAUUCAGUCUCCAAAUUGGACAGCAGCACAAACUUUUAGAUAUUCUAUUGUUCAAUCAAAAUACCAUAGAUAAUGACAAAAAGCUAGCAUUCGUUUUGCAUUUUGGUGCAACUGCAGCUUUUCACCACUACCUAUUUCGGUGGAAAUAUUUUGUUUUUCUCUGUUUCUUUUCUAUUUAAAUAGCCUACGUAGAGAACAUGAAAGCUUUGGCCUUUGGGUCUAAUUGCUCCAAAGGAUGAGCAAAUACUGCAUUGAUUCAAUUCGGGGUUUAUGAUUCGAGUUUUAUUAGCUGCCAAAUGAAAAAUAGCAAGCUGAAUCCCGAGUUUAUCUUUGUUCAUGAUUUCAUGUAGUAACCGGUUAAAAGAUAAUUUAGUAGGAUUGAGAUUC